Messenger RNA from Planococcus citri (citrus mealybug), 2196 nucleotides. RefSeq names its product zinc finger protein 181-like. Gene Ontology annotation, biological process: regulation of transcription by RNA polymerase II. The coding region runs from base 241 to 2016 and encodes 591 amino acids. The record is from RefSeq and is a predicted model, not a curated record. The transcript has 7 exons. NCBI's taxonomy places the organism in Eukaryota, Metazoa, Arthropoda, Insecta, Hemiptera, Pseudococcidae. Gene Ontology annotation, molecular function: DNA-binding transcription factor activity; RNA polymerase II cis-regulatory region sequence-specific DNA binding.
UACGCAACAGUCUGCAACUCAAACAACAUAUCUUAUCACGUGCAAUUGCAAUUUGUUUACAAACAACUUUGAUAAUAUAAAAAAUGACGUUAGGUGCUCAAAAUCAAAAACGCUGUGGUUUAUUCGGCCUUUUUAUUGAUUCGAUGAUGUAGAUUCCAACGAAUGAGUCGUAUUACAAGUCGAUGAAAAAAUCAGUAAACCAUAAGAACUAUCCACGAGUUCGUUGAGAAUAAUUCAAUCAUGGCCCAAGUAAAUGCGGACUUCGAUCCUUACGACGAUGUGAUUCAAAGUUGCGAUACGUUACUGAGUAGCAACUCCACCAAAUUUCACCUCUACGCGAAACAUCAAGAGGAACUCCGUUUACAGUUCACUGCGACGAAUGAAAAUUACAAAAUUUUAAAAACAUGGCUCCAUGUAGCUUACGAAGAUAUACUCGCAUCGACAUCAGAACACGGUGAUUUGGUUCAAAUUUACCAAACCUUAUUGAGCAGUAACUUUUUCGAAGAAUUUCUCGAGUACGCCAAUAGUCGAGAAACGCUGCAAUUUAAAUUCAUUAAAAAAUUGAACGAAUGCAAAGAUUUGAUGAAAAAAUUGAACGAGACGAAUAAGAGCAUCGUAUCGUUGAAAACUAAGCACAAUGAUUUAACUCGACGCUACGGAGUAACAUUGGAGAACCGUUCGGUCAACGAGUCUACAGAGCAACGAAGAUCACUACGGUCAAAAUUUAUCGAAACACUUGACGAAUGCGAAUGUUUUAGAACUUGUCUGGAUUCAGCUUAUGAAGAGGUCUUAACGUUGAAAUUAGACUUCGACGUAGUAACAGAACGAUAUAGAAUAUUAUCGAAGAACAAAAGUUUUGAGGAAUUUCUCGAUUGCGCUAAAAAACUAGAAGUAACCAGUAAAGAAUGCAAAUGUUCUAACUCAUCCGCUGACCGAGCCAUUCAUUCGAAUACCGUCGUUGAAGUAGAUUUAUCCUCAAACGCAGAAAUGGAUACGUUAGAAGCCGAAGUCGACGUGAAAGAGUUCGAUGUUGAUCUCAGUAUAAAACGUGAACAUCAACAGUCAUAUUCGAGUGAAAAUAACGAAGACCGAACUGUGAUAGAGAGUAGCAUCCCGAAUGGAUUCGAUAUCACCGAGGUUAAUCUUGAUGAUCAAAUCAAACUCGAACUUCAGCAGCCAUCACAUUUAAACGAAAACAGUGAAGAUCUAGCUAUCGUGAAACAGGAAAAUCCGGAUGAUCAUUCCUUCUACUUUUCGAUUCCAGUUGUAGACGAAUUCUGCGCAUCUUCGAAUACACACUUUGAAACUGACGAUCCUUUUGAAGAAAAAAUCGUUGUGAUAGAAUUAUUGCCUGAGGCAGUCGAGGAUCGUGACGUGUUCAUACAACCGCAAGUUUCCACUAAUUCAUCUCUACUGGAGAGAGCUCUGAAUGGAUCUCAACAGUGUCAAGGGAAACUGAAUUCUUCGACUAGCGGAUCACUUUCAAUAAAGUCACUUUUUCAUCGACGUUUUGAAUGCGUAAUUUGCGGGAAAUCUUUUCCGAAGAAAUGCACUCUGAAUGAGCAUAUGCGUAUACACGAUGAUAAGUUAUUUCAUUGUGAAAAAUGUGACAAAUCGUUCAAGACAAAAAACAACAAACGAAAGACGUUAAAAUGUUCAUUUUGCGGUUAUGCGCCUAAUCAGAAUAGUAAUAAACGCAAUGAUAAAAUAAAAUUUGUGCACGAACUCUUCGCUCCUCGGUGUGAUAUUUGCGGUCGGAUUUUCUCGACAGAUCGCCGUCUAAAGGAACAUAUUUCCGACGUUCACGAUGAACAGAAAUCAUUCAAAUGUGCCACUAGCGACAGAUUAUUCGCCAGAGAGAGUGCUCUUAAAAGUCAUAAAAGGCGACAAAAGUCGGUCGUUCAUGCGAAGAAUCUACGUUUCAGGUGUGCUUAUUGCGAUAAAGGAUUUCGUUGUAAGGAUAGUCUUGUUCCGCAUAUGCAAAAAUUUCAUAAGCAUGUGUACCUAUUUAGGUAAGCAAAUGAAAAUGAUCAAAUGGUGAAGAUGAUGAUUCGGUUUGGUUACUUGUUGACUUCGUGGAUUGUUAUUUUGAAAAAAUUUGUCUACAUUUUCAACGACGAUUGUUUAUCAUGAUCGUUUUUUUUUAUAUCUAUGUUGUUUAGAUUUUUUUCGAAUUAAUUAUAUCCAAUUUUUGUA